AUGACACCUCCCAUUGACUGCGGUUGCUUCGAAGCUAUUGUUCACUACCUCACCCCCAAGAACUGGCCCUUGUUUCGAAAGGGUGGUGAGAACAAAUCAGACCAGCAGCCUCGACGCAACGGCCUAUUCCGCUGGCGACGUCGAAGCACGAGAAGAGGAGCUGCCCCUAGAAGACCGUUCUUGGCGACAAUCUAUGAGGAGGAUGAAAGCACAAGCAAUCAUUCACGAGACGGUACGGCCGGACAUCAACAAGAUCCCUCCUCUCCUACCGUUACCCAUCAGCCUUCGCAAGCAUCCCAGCCUCAACGAGAGACUCCAGUGACCGCCGAUCCAACUUCGACUACAUCGCCAACUGAAGUUGGAGUUCAGGGCAGUCCGUCGAACCCAGUUAGAUCUAAGAGACAGCGAACAAUCCGGUUUGCAGAGGCAAAUCCUCCAUCCAGAAUGAAACAGCACGAUUCCGCGAAUGAGCCUGCGCAGACCGCGAUGUCAACCUGGAGUGACACCAACCCCGGCACUGCAGCCACAACCGCACAAGAUAACGGUACCUCCACUUUGACCCCUGAUAAAGCAAACGAUACAGAUGGUGAGCCGGCCGGACAGAUCACUAAUGUCAUGCCAGCUCCGCGUUCCCAAAGUCGCCAGAGCCAGCGUAGUGCAGAUGAGACUCAAGACUACAUCAAGGGCAAGAGACAUCUCGAAGGCCAACUCAACCGUCACCUCGGCCAGCUGGAUCGCAUCCGUCGGAUAGUCAAGCAACUCAACAGCGACUUGCAGGAAUUGGAAGGACAAGUGAGCGAAGACAAGCGCCUCGACUGCGAUGAUCCCUUGUUGUUUCGGGUGUUGCAGGACGAACUGGAAAGUCUCCACGAUUUUCGCAAUAAGUAUGCCCACGUCGUUGCGUUCCACAAUCAGCAAAUUCAAAGCAUUGCCGACCAGAGAGCGGAGCUGGACAAAAACCAGGGCUUGGAGUGCACGGUCUACCACAUGUAUCUUGGCCACAUCAAGCACGUUGAGUGGUACAAGUUGUUCUCCUAA
Exophiala spinifera is the source of this 1038-nucleotide messenger RNA. RefSeq lists its product as uncharacterized. NCBI's taxonomy places the organism in Eukaryota, Fungi, Ascomycota, Eurotiomycetes, Chaetothyriales, Herpotrichiellaceae. Bases 1 to 1038 code for a protein of 345 amino acids. The record is from RefSeq and is a predicted model, not a curated record. The transcript is spliced from 3 exons.